Camelina sativa (false flax) is the source of this 968-nucleotide messenger RNA. RefSeq names its product protein LIFEGUARD 1. NCBI's taxonomy places the organism in Eukaryota, Viridiplantae, Streptophyta, Magnoliopsida, Brassicales, Brassicaceae. Gene Ontology annotation, cellular component: membrane. The record is from RefSeq and is a predicted model, not a curated record.
UUUUGUGAUUUUUGAACAAACAAACCAAAAAAAAAAAAAAAUGGCGAAAUCUGACAUAGAAACUGGUGCUGGUGGUGGUAACGAGCUGUAUCCGGACAUGAAAGAGAGCACAGAGCUUCGUUGGGCUUUCAUAAGGAAAGUGUACACCAUCUUGUCUCUUCAGCUGCUUCUCACCGUCGGUGUCUCCGCCGUGUUCUUCUUCGUCCGUCCGAUUCCUGUGUUCAUCACCGAGACUACCCCUGGACUCGUCGUCUUCUUUGUCAUCCUCCUUCUUCCUCUCUUCCUGCUGUGGCCUCUGUUGGCUUUUGAGAAGAAGCAUCCCAUUAACUGCAUUGUCCUUACCAUCUUCACUCUCUCCAUUUCCUUCGCUGUUGGGAUUUGCUGCUCUCUCUCCAAAGGGAGGAUUGUUAUGGAGGCUGCAAUUCUCACAGCAGCGAUGGUCUUUGGGCUGACGAUCUACACCUUCUGGGCAGUAAAGAGAGGCCAUGAUUUCUCCUUCCUUGGACCAUUCCUCUUUGGUUCACUCCUCAUUAUCCUUGUCUUCACUCUGCUCCAGAUCUACUACCCUCUCGGGAAGCUAACAUCGAUGAUAUUCAGCGGUGUAGCAUCAAUCGUGUUCUGCGGAUACAUCAUCUUCGACACAGACCAGCUGAUCAAGAAACUCAACUACGACGAGUAUAUCAUUGCUGCGAUCCGUCUUUACCUGGACGUUAUGAGUCUCUUCCUCAAUCUCCUUGGCAUCAUGAGCAACGGCCAGUGACAUGUGGUUUCAUCUUCUCUGAUGGUGUCGUUACUAUUCUACUAAUUCUAGACAUAGAUUUGUCGAGUAUUAAGAAGAAGACAAUAUUAUAGUGUUUUACUGCUUGAUAAAGUUGUUAACAAUACCAAAACAUUCUUUAUAAGCAGUUAUUAUAAGUAUAACAUGUGAGAAACGAUCCUUUGAUGAUUAUAUAUUUGUUUUCUUGUGA